AUGGCCUCUAAAAUAUCCACAAGGUUUCUCUCUUCCGCUCUUCGACCAACGCGAAUCAUCUCUCCCUCUACAUCGCAUCCAUACCCUCGAUUGCCACGAACUCUGCAGCCUGCCUUCCGUCGCUCUGCCCACUCCAUCCCGAAGCCUCCUCAUCCCGCACCACCCGCUUCGAAUUCUGCCCAGCCGCCGGCAUCCGACGCGAAACCACGGAAGCUUCUCGAGCCUCAUUAUGAGCUGACAUUCACCUGCGUGCCCUGCGGCGAGCGCUCUUCCCACACCAUAUCGAAGCAGGGUUAUCACAAGGGGUCCGUCCUCAUCACCUGCCCGUCAUGUCGGAAUCGCCACAUCAUCAGCGACAAUCUGAACAUCUUCGGCGACCGCAAGAUCACAGUUGAGGAUAUCAUGCGGGAAAAAGGCCAGCUGGUCAAGCGAGGAACCCUGGGCGAGGAUGGGGACGUCGAAUUCUGGGAAGACGGCACUGUGACCGAACGCGGUACUAGUGCUGCCGGGAAUGCCACAGGAACGGCGACGAAGGCCAUAAACGAGCCUGGUCCCCAAGCUGAGACGGAGGAGGCCACCAAGAUGCGAGACGCAAGAGACCCCUCCUCUCAAGCAACAGAAUCUACGCCGGCUACGGGCUCGACACCUUUGAGUAACGCAGAAGCUCGCCCUACAGUAGACAGCACUCUGCGCCCAAACACUGUCCCAUCCACACGUCGCCAAUACUCCACAGCUGUGUCGCGGGACGAUCAACAAACGGGGGAUGGACAUGUUGGGGGAUUCAAUUAUCAUCCCAUCAUAGAAGAGUCAUCCAGUCAGAAUCUGCUGCGUGAAAUGAUGGAAGACUCCGGUCGCACCAACCUGCACCAUGUUCUCGCAGACCUGCGGGACUCUCUACGCGAUGGCACCCCUUUGCCAAAACGAGUAAAGCAGGAACCACCAAAGCCCCGAGAGCGGCCAGUUUCAAUGUCCAGUAUGUUCAGGAGGGUCACGGGCGAGCGUGAACGAAUGGGAAAGAACCAAAGAGAACUCCUGAAGUCCGGCUGGAGGAGCGAGCGUCGUCGCGAACUGCCGCUAUCUGUUUUAACCAGAGUGCCGCGAGAGGAAAUGGUCAAGCAUGUCAAGCAUGCCAAGCCGUUGAUCGCCAAGUCGUACGAAACGACGCCUGGGGAUCCUACCGUCUUCCGCAAGCAUGCCGUCAAGCCUGCGUCUGAGGUAAUCCGCAAGCUUGCCGUCAAGCCUGCACCUCCGAGAGUCAGGUUAGUCCCCGACCGUGAGCCUUCAGUUAUGAAGGAGCCCCAAGUCCGCAUGGCAUAUUCAAAAGAGCGCUUCAAUGGCGUCCGCCUCUACGCCCUCAACUCUGCCGACAACAGGCCGCGAGCCCUCCAAGCCCGCCCUGGUGUCAUCGGCCGGCGGCCCGCAGCCCUGUCGAGGCGUGAGGGCGAGGGGGAGGUCCAGCCCAUAGCGCGCCCGAGGAACGAUGUUUUCCGGAAACCCAAGCAGACGGCCCGGUCGAAGCGGCUUGAUGCCUUCGGAAAGGCGACUGCGGACCUGUGGGGCAAUGAGAACUUGUCUAACAGUCUGCGCAAAAUGAUCGAGCAUGCAUCGGGCGCGAAAUCUCUCCAGCCUCUGGCGCGUGCUUCGUUCUGA
Anthostomella pinea is the source of this 1650-nucleotide messenger RNA. The record is from the annotation of a GenBank genome assembly. Lineage: Eukaryota; Fungi; Ascomycota; Sordariomycetes; Xylariales; Xylariaceae.